GCUAGGCUAUUUAUGACAGCUCGCUUCAGGUCGCCAGUCCUUUUGGUUGGAAGCAUGACGGCGUGGAGCGAGAAGCAGUGCGUCACGGCUUCCGCUUCCGCCUAUUGGUGUUUUCGAGAUGACGACACGUUAUGGUUUUACGUUAACGGUAUUUGUCAGUAUAUAUAUUUAGAGAGUAAUGUUUCAAAAUGAAAUUGUUGUUGAGCAGUGGUUAUCGAUUUCAUAUGCUUUAUUUUGUAAGCACGCAGUGCAGUUUAUUAACCGUGUCUAGCUUAACGUUGGCAUUGUAUAGGAAGACAAUGUGCGUAACGUCUGAGUAGCUGAAACUACUUCUGUUAACGCGAUGCUGCGGAGCUCCUUUGCUGUUUUAAGGGUGACUUUUGGACCAGUUUGGGACUGUCUUAUAAGUGGGCUGUUCUUCCAUCGUGUGCCACCCUAUCUUAUGAGAUAAUGUGCACUUUUCAUUCAGUUGGCUAGCUACUGAGUCAUGCAGCAAGAAGGCGCCUGUUCUGCUUCCACCUACGCAGGACAUUAAAAUACGACGAAAGGGCAAAAGCUUUAAUCAUUAUUUCGCGAAUUACAACGUUGCCAUCUAUCUGCUGUAGAAGGCAUUCGGGUUAAUGGAGGUGGAAGAAAACAACGAACAACUCGACGAAGGCAAAUGGCAACUCCUGGGGUGGACGUUCCUGGCAGUGGUAGCGCCGGUGAUCAUUACUCUGUGGUGCAGUAUACAGCGCUCCAAACGCAAAACGCUCAUACGGGAAAUAUUCCGGAAAAGCAAACACGGCUGGCACUACACCGACCUCUUCAGCAAACCGACGUAUUGCUGCGUGUGCUCGCAGCACAUCCUACAGGGUGCUUUUUGUGACUGCUGCGGGCUCUGCGCAGACGAGCAGUGCCUGCGCGCGGCCGACCGCAAGCUACAGUGCAAGGAGAUCGCGGCCCCGCCGCGAGCGGACGGUGCGCUGGCGCACCACUGGGUUCGGGGCAACGUGCCGCUCUGCAGUUACUGCGCGGUGUGCAAGCAACAGUGCGGCACGCAGCCUAGUCUGUGCGACCUAAGGUGCAUUUGGUGUCAAACCACGGUGCAUGAUGACUGUAAGGCCGGCCUGGAGGACGAGGACCGCUGUGACCUGGGCGAGUUCCGCAGCCUCAUCAUCCCGCCGCAUUAUCUCCACCACGUCAACAAGCUGCGUCGCCGGCACCCUGACGAGUACGUCAAGUUGGCAGCUGUCUGUGGAAGUGGCUGGACGCCGGUGCUCGUCCUGGCAAACACGCGCAGUGGCAACAACAUGGCCGAGGCGCUGCUGGGGGAGUUUCGCACCCUCCUCAACCCCGUCCAGGUGUUUGAUCUGACCAAGCUGCCUCCGGCCAGGGCCCUGCAGCUAUGCACUCUGCUGCCACCAGGGAGCGUGCGCGUGCUGGUGUGUGGGGGGGACGGGACCGUGGGCUGGGUGCUGGACGCCAUCGACACCAUGAAGCUCAAGGGCCAAGAGCAGUUUAUCCCGUGGGUGACCGUCUUGCCCCUCGGCACAGGGAACGACCUGUCCAACUCGCUGGGCUGGGGGGCGGGCUAUGCUGGAGAGAUACCCGUCGAGCAGGUGUUGAGGAACAUUAUGGAUGCUGAGGUGGUCAACAUGGACAGGUGGAAAGUCCAGGUCGCUUCAAAAGGAUACUAUUUCCGGAAACCAAAAGUUCUAUCCAUGAACAACUAUUUCUCUGUGGGCCCAGAUGCGCUCAUGGCCCUGAACUUUCACGCCCAUCGUGAGAAGACGCCUUCGUUUUUCUCCAGUCGCAUCAUCAACAAGGCAGUUUACUUUCUGUACGGGACCAAGGACUGUUUGGUGCAGGAGUGCAAAGACCUGGAUAAAAAGAUUGAGCUGGAGCUGGAUGGGGAGAGGGUGAACCUGCCCAGCCUGGAGGGGAUAAUCGUCUGCAACAUCGGCUACUGGGGGGGUGGCUGCCGUCUCUGGGAAGGAAUGGGGGAUGAGCCGUGUCCGCCGACGCGUUUGGAUGACGGCCUGUUGGAGGUGGUUGGGGUGUUCGGGUCCUUCCACUGUGCCCAGAUCCAGGUCAAACUAGCCAACCCUGUACGCCUGGGCCAGGCUCACACAGUGCGGUUGGUGCUGAAGGGCUCCCGGAUGCCCAUGCAAGUGGAUGGGGAGCCCUGGGCCCAGGGGCCAUGUACGAUCACCAUCACACACAAGACCCGGGCGCCCAUGCUGUACCACAGCCUGGAGCAGACGGAUGAUGAGGAGGACGAUGACUCCAGCUGCUCUGACACGGACGCCCUCAAGACCGAUGCCAAACCAACAGAGCUAGUCAACCAUAUGUAGCGUAGACACCUCUCCCCCCCCUCCAGUCAUCUGUUGGUUCAGUCCGGCCCUUCAGCAAUCCCUCCAAUGCCUGCACACUCCCAAUUAUGUUCCGUGUCACAGUGAUUCAGGUGGCGCUCUUGAUUCGGGAGGAUGGGUGGGGGGGGUCUUAUCAGUCGUGGCUUGUGCUGUACUCAGAUGUCAGGGUACGACUUUUGCACUGAUUCCAUUUGCCACUGUUGCCAUGAGGCCAUCCUCUUGCCUGACCACGACUGACUGCAAAGGGUGUGGUUGCCUUUGCACAGCCCAGGUUUAGCACUGACUAAUAAGGCAAAUAAGGACACUGUAUUUACCUUUUGAAAGGUAGAGGUGUAUGCCAACACACUGGAGAGUUUAAUUGCCAUGUUGUGAGUCUCAGUACACUGCACACUGCAUGCACCACCUCUCGUGAUCCGGGUUCAGGUAUCUGGGUGGUUGAGAUAACACUACAUUAGGUGAUCCCAACGUUUUGAUGUCUGCAGGCCUGUGAAGCAGGCAGCGGCUCCAGCCAAAAUUUUCCAAGAGGGAGCACUCACUGUAUGGAAAUAUAGGACCUGUCUUCUAUUUUUGUGGAUCUGUAUAGGACACGGUAUUUUAUUCUACAGUGAGGUAAUCCAGUGAUGUACAGGACAGGUGCCAACUGUUCACCAAUAUUUCAUGGCAGGGUUCAGUACGGGUCACGGACCAAUACCGGCCCGUGGACUGGGAGUUGGGCGCCUCCGCACAUCUUCCCAGACAGCUUGCAAAGCAGCUCACCGCAGUGAGAGCACUGACAUCUUCAGUACUACUGUUUAGUGUUGCGCUUGUUCAUUUCUGUUGCACUGCUCCGUAUAAUAUUCUUACUUAGAUAAUUCUGGUUCUCCAUGGUUGUGGAGAAAAGGUAGUUUACACAAAAAAAAUGUCUUUCCCACCAAAGAGGAAGUUUAUUUAUGAAAUGUCUAUAUAUAUGUUCGUGUUCACUGUAUGGCAUGUCUUAUUUUCUGAUUAUAUACCGAUUCAUUUAUGUGGAGAAAUCUUGCCGCUCCAGCUUAUUAUAGGUAUUAUUAUAGGUAUGAGGUAACAGUGCUGCCUACUGAGCUGCCCAGGACAUAUUAAAAAACAAUCCCACUCAUUAAGGGUCUGAUCUGAGCAGUGAUGCAGCUGGUAUGUGGCAUAGACCCUGCGUUUGUGUUCUUGCACUGCACUGAUGGGUAAAUAGCAGAACACUACCUCUCCAUAGGAUUUAAAUGACCUGUCUGGGGUGAAUAAAUGAAUUUACGCCCUUAUUGUUAUAGUGGGGUAGAAUGGAAGUAUUUUACCUGGGCUAAUGUGCUGGGGGCACGAAGAUGAUAUUUUAUGCAAUGAUGUUGAUGAUCCCGUCAUGUCUAAGACAACCGACUUACGACGAUGCUUUUGUGUGGCUUCGUAAGUGCCCUUCGAAGCUAUGCAUCAUUUAUGAAUGUUUGCAAACCGAUUGUGAAGAUUGCAGGGCUCCUGAUGGCUCGUGUUUGAGCGGCGCCUGUUUACAGCUGGCGUCAGCACCUGGCGCACAGUAUAUGAAAGUCUCCUGUAUGGCUGUGGAAAAAAAAAUGCCUGUGUUGUGUGUCCUCUUACACACAUACGCCAUGAAAACACAUUUGAAGAAAGCAAUGAGGCCUUCUGGAUCUUGGUUAGUUAUGUUUACGAGUCGCUGAUAACAUUUUUACCACCACCCAUCCUGGACAGGGUGGCAGUCGGCCUGGAGCCUGUCACAUACAGCACAGAGAUCUGGGCUGGGGGGUGCAUCUGUCUCAGAUGCCGUCCCAUUCCAGGGCACAUGAAGAAGUACAUGCGGUUUUAUGUAUUUUAGAUGUAAAGCAAAUGCAGCAUAUCACUGUUUAGGAAAAAUACAAUUCAUGCCUUGUCAGACAUUAUGAAAGCAGGUGGACAGAAAUAUUCCAGUUUUUUUGGAAUAUUUUGUAAUAUGUUUUUGUUUUGAUUCAUGUUGGUCGUUUUGUGAGUUUUUCCACCUCUGGGCCCUGUAUGACAAAGCAAGAUUUCUUGUUUAGCCAGAAAACUUCUCAGAUUUACGGUCCCCCAGUUUAAAUGGAUUUUAUCUUCAUCCACUUACAUUUAGGCCAGAUUACCUUAAAUCUGACAAGUCAUCUGGCUAAGCAAGAAAUCCUGCUUUGUGUCCCAGGCCCCUGCGUGUUUUUUGGUGUUUUAAACUUGUGAAGUCCUCACUAUUUAAUGUGCUGUUUGGAAAAUGCUCCUUGAACCUUCAAGCCUUGUCUCCGCUUGCCUGCAUUCACAUAUUGAACCACAGAGUUGAAUUUCAAAGCGUUUUGCUUUAACCUUGCAGUAAUUGCACACUUGUUGCAAUGAUGCAUCCUAUAGCCAGAAAGGGGUAAUUUUGUGGUGGAGGCGGUGACUGAAUAAAAAUAACAAUUAAAUGACCACUGGCCUAAAAAAUAAUGAAGAGAACUUUC
Molecule: messenger RNA, 4801 nt
Organism: Brienomyrus brachyistius
Lineage: Eukaryota; Metazoa; Chordata; Actinopteri; Osteoglossiformes; Mormyridae
Gene: dgke
Product: diacylglycerol kinase, epsilon
Exons: 11
Coding region: 621-2336 (571 amino acids)
Molecular function (GO): ATP-dependent diacylglycerol kinase activity
Source: RefSeq, a predicted model, not a curated record